Messenger RNA from Ctenopharyngodon idella (grass carp), 836 nucleotides. Its product is annotated as ribonuclease inhibitor-like. The coding region runs from base 65 to 667 and encodes 200 amino acids. The transcript is spliced from 5 exons. Lineage: Eukaryota; Metazoa; Chordata; Actinopteri; Cypriniformes; Xenocyprididae. The record is from RefSeq and is a predicted model, not a curated record. Gene Ontology annotation, molecular function: protein binding.
AUGAAUUCACUUACUUUUGGGAGUGAGGACGGAUCCAGACUUGGAUUGUAACUAGUAUCCUCAAAUGCUCCUGUCUUGUCUCAGUGAAUGCAGUAUUACAGAGAAACAGUGUGUCAUCCUGACUCCAGCUCUGAAAUCAAACCCGUCACACCUGAGAGAGCUGAACCUGAGCGGGAAUAAACUAGGAGACUCUGGAGUGAAAAACCUCAGUGAUCUACUGAUGAAGCCACAAUUCAAGCUGGAGAAACUACAUUUGAGUGAAUGCAGUAUUACAGAGAAACAGUGUUUCAUCCUGACUUCAGCUCUGAAAUCAAACCCGUCACACCUGAGAGAGCUGGACCUGAGUGAGAAUGAAAUAGGAAACACAGGAGUGAAGCUCUUAUGUGACGUACUGAAGGAUUUACAUUGUAAACUGGAAAAAUUGAGUCUAUAUAACUGUGGCAUUACAGAUGUUUCUUCUUUAACUCAGUCUUUGACUAACUCAAAAGCACUGCAGUUUUUAAAAGAGCUUGAUCUGAGACACGAUAUGAUAGGAGACUCAAAGCAGCGGCUCAGAGACGUGCUACGAGACUCAAACUGUGUCCUGAGAGUAGAUAAGGAUCAAUCACCAGACGUCUCUGAACAAGUUAAAUCACCAAAAGUCUCUGAUGGAUGCUUUAUAUUAUAGUUUGAAAUCAUCACGAGAGGAACAGUAAUCAUCAGGUGAUCCACAGAAGAGUCUCACUACUGUGUCUAUGAGGAGAAAUAAAUGUGUGAUUAAUGUGUAAAUGUGUUUCAUACAGAUGGAAGAGACUCAGACUUUACAAUGAAAUAAAGCUGCAUGUGUGUUAGUGUGA